Lactuca virosa is the source of this 646-nucleotide messenger RNA. NCBI's taxonomy places the organism in Eukaryota, Viridiplantae, Streptophyta, Magnoliopsida, Asterales, Asteraceae. The record is from the annotation of a GenBank genome assembly.
AUGGAAAAAAUAGCUAAGGAUCAAGGGCGACAACAGAUACCUGAUGAGUUCAAAAUUCUUCUAAAUAAGAAGUUUGUCUUCAAAGUUCAGAUAUCCAUGUUCAAUCUGCAGAACAACUAUCGUGCUUACACUGUGCAUAAGUUAACUGAUGAUGAAAGGGUUCUUGCUGAGGUGACAAAACGGUCACCAAAUCAUCAACAUCAUAAUAUAAAUGAUAAUGGUACUCCUAUUAACAAGCCAAAUAAGGAAAAUACUAAUUCUGUGCAUGAUGACAAUCUUGAUGUUGUUGACCUUGAAGCUGUAACACCAUCAUCGAGUACGGGGAAGCGCCCUAUUGAGAUUGAUGCCAACACUGACUCUUUGGAGUGGUCUUCUUCAAAAACUCGUGCUGUACGGGAUACCUUGAAGAUCCCAAAGUUGGAAAAGUUGGACUAAUAUGAAGCCGCCCAUCAAAAUUUUACAUAUCAUCUUCGAUAUGUUUAUAGACAUUUUCUUUUUAAUCUUUUGUGUGUCGCAUUUUAAAUUGUCUGUUUAUUGAUCUUUUGGUUGUUUUUAAAAUUUUAUUGAGUUUUUAUUUGGUGUGUACACGAUGAUAGAAUUGGAGGUUAUGACAAUUUCAAGUUAUUGAACUCUUUUGAUUUAAUGC